CAGCUUUCGGCCACACCAACUUUAUCUUGUAGUAAUCAAUCGCCUUUGCCUUUGAACCGCUGUCAUUAGUUAAUAACAUUGAAGCUGUCAAGCCGUUAAUAAUCUAAUACAAAUUCGAUUAAAGAAUAAAAAAAUAAUAGAAAAAAAGCAAGAAAUCGGACAAUAUGGAUCCCUACUCGGCAGAAGGCGAACUAAUUAACAUCCACAACCACUUCCACCAAGGUCAAUAUCAGGAGGUCAUCGACUUCGACACAUCCUCCCUCUCGCCCGAAAACGCCCUACCCGCCCGCGUCCUCGCCCACCGAGCUCGCAUUGCUCUGGGACAAGCAGAAGACGUCGUUGCCGACGUGCAAGGCGAAUCGGAACCAGAGUUAGUAGCGGUGCGCGCGCUUGCCGAGUACAGCUUAGGGAAGACAGAUGCGGCCGUCCAAGCUGUCGAGGAGCUUGCCUCGUCAGCCGGGGAUAACCAGACGGUCCAGAUCCUUGGAGGAACAGUCCUGCAAGUUGCUGGCAAGUCGGAGGAGGCUCUCGCAUUAUUAUCGCAACAUUCUGGUAGCCUUGAUGCUGUCGCCUUGAUCACGCAGAUCCACCUCCAGCAAAACCGAACCGAUCUAGCCCUCAAAGAAGUAGCUGCGGCGAGGCGGUGGGCGCAAGAUAGCCUGCUUGUCAACUUGGCAGAGUCGUGGGUUGGCCUACGAUUGGGAGGAGAUAAGUACCAGCAAGCAUUUUACGUAUUUGAAGAACUCGCACAAGCCCCCUCGACAUCCUCCCUCGUCUCCCUCGUCUCGCAAGCAGUAUGCGAGCUACACCUGGGCCGCGUCGAGGAAGCGCAGGUCGCUCUCGAGCAAGCCGUGCAGAAGCAGCCCGAAUACGCCGAAGCUAUCGCCAAUUUACUGGUUCUAUCAGUGAUUACUGGCAAGGAUGUAGCCUCCGUGACUGAGCUUACAAAUUCCCUAAAGAAGGCUGCCCCCGAACAUCCUUUCCUAAUCGACCUCCAAGACAAGAGCGAGUUAUUUGACAAGGCGGCCGACAAGUAUAGUGCCAAGGUAUCGGCUUGAAAUAAUAAGGGCGGCUAGCAUGGAGUCUUUAUGAAUGUUGAUACCUAUACCAGUAGACCUUGGGGAUGAAAUAUAAAGAAGAAAAAAGAAAAAGGCGAAGUUCAUUUGGCUAUGAUACUCUACGAAUAUGAUGAAUACUACACGCAUGCAUGCCGCGUUGUUGUAAUGUUGAUUACGAAUCUUAGCUAACUCCUUUUACUAUGCUGCGAAUCGAGGGGAUCGAAAUGAUCUAGCUCAGUCUAGGUACUAUCCAAUAAAACUGUUGUUGUCUAAUAUCUUAUCUUCGAAGCAUAGCUCCAAAUCCAGUAUUCCGGUUUUUCACUUAUGUCGAGUAACAUACGAAUCCGUGAUUGGAAUUAUCAUAGAUACGAUGGGUAAUUAUAGCGUUGUUACAGCGUUG
Daldinia caldariorum is the source of this 1458-nucleotide messenger RNA. RefSeq names its product coatomer epsilon subunit-domain-containing protein. Bases 165 to 1058 code for a protein of 297 amino acids. Gene Ontology annotation, cellular component: COPI vesicle coat. Lineage: Eukaryota; Fungi; Ascomycota; Sordariomycetes; Xylariales; Hypoxylaceae. Gene Ontology annotation, molecular function: structural molecule activity; protein binding. The transcript is spliced from 4 exons. The record is from RefSeq and is a predicted model, not a curated record. Gene Ontology annotation, biological process: retrograde vesicle-mediated transport, Golgi to endoplasmic reticulum; intra-Golgi vesicle-mediated transport; endoplasmic reticulum to Golgi vesicle-mediated transport.